Messenger RNA from Jatropha curcas, 1199 nucleotides. Its product is annotated as 14-3-3-like protein 16R. NCBI's taxonomy places the organism in Eukaryota, Viridiplantae, Streptophyta, Magnoliopsida, Malpighiales, Euphorbiaceae. The record is from RefSeq and is a predicted model, not a curated record.
ACCUUGCAUUUUUUCAUUUCCUUCAGAUUCCAAGAAAAACUCCCAAAUCCCAAAUCAAAUCUGAAAAAUGGCCGCCGGAUCUCCACGCGAAGACAACGUUUACAUGGCCAAACUGGCCGAGCAAGCCGAACGCUACGAGGAAAUGGUUCAAUUCAUGGAGAAAGUCGUCUUUUCCACACCGGAAUCCGACGAGCUCACCGUUGAGGAACGAAACCUCCUCUCCGUCGCCUACAAAAACGUCAUAGGCGCUCGCCGUGCUUCCUGGAGGAUCAUUUCCUCCAUCGAGCAGAAGGAAGAGAGCCGCGGUAACGCUGACCACGUCGCUGCAAUCAAGGAGUAUAGAGCCAAGAUUGAGGGCGAGCUUUCCGAGAUCUGCGGCGGGAUCUUGAAGCUUUUGGAUGAGAAGCUCGUGCCGGCUGCUGCUACCGGUGAUUCCAAGGUGUUUUAUCUGAAGAUGAAGGGAGAUUACCACAGGUAUCUCGCUGAGUUCAAGACUGGAAACGAGAGGAAAGAGGCUGCUGAGAAUACGCUUAGUGCGUAUAAAUCUGCUCAGGAUAUAGCAAAUGCUGAACUAGCUCCAACUCAUCCCAUCCGGCUAGGACUGGCUCUGAACUUCUCGGUGUUUUAUUAUGAGAUCUUGAAUUCUCCUGAUCGUGCUUGCAAUCUUGCCAAACAGGCUUUUGAUGAAGCCAUCUCGGAGCUCGAUACACUGGGAGAAGACUCAUACAAGGAUAGCACUUUGAUAAUGCAGCUUCUUCGUGAUAAUCUCACUUUAUGGACUUCAGAUAUGCAGGAUGAUGGAACUGAUGAGAUCAAAGAUGCAUCCAAAAAAGAGGAAGAGCAAAAGCAAUGAAGUCACUUAACUUAGUGUUAUGAUUUACCUCUCCACUAUAUGUUUUUUAUCGGAGAAGUAGCUUGCUCCCACUACUUCUAUUAUAAGUUUUUUAGUAGGUGUACUUGUUUUAUUAAGCUUGGAAGUAUUUUUACUUCUUAGUUUUUUCUUUUUUAUAUAUUUUUUAAAGUUCCAAGGAGGUCGCAAAUGCUUGAAUUUUAAUUGUUUUUGUGACAAUAAAUGAACUAAUGACCAAGAUUUGUUUUUCCCUCUUUAAAGUCCAAGCUUGAUCAUUUGAAGAUGUAACUUGAAAUUUUUAGAUUGAUCUUUGUGACCUGUUAGUUUAAUGAUAUAUUAUGUUUGUCAA